AUGUCUCUUUUCUCCAAUGACUCUUCCCUUCAAACUGAGGAUAUGCCCGAUCGUCUAAUGGCCAUUCUAAUAAUGCAUCGUCAAGAUGAGACAGAGAAUAAGAAGAGCAACAAAAAGGUCAGCAAGGCUGAAGCUCGAAAGGCUGAGUACCAACAUUCUGAGCAAGCCAAAUCCAAGGCUGUAGCCAAGAAGAAGGCUGAGGUGAAGAAGAAGGCUGCAGCCAAGAAGAAAGCUGCGGCCAAGAAGAAGGCUGAGGCCAAGAAGGCUACCAAGAAGGCUGCCAGGGAACAAGAAGUCGACGAGUCCGAAUCGGAGCCCGCAAUGGAAGAAGAAACUUACGAGCCAAUUGCUGCUUUGGCUUACGAUGAUGACGAAGAGGGACCACGCACAGAGGAACUCAGUGACACUUUGAAGUGCGGGUUUGCCUACAACGAAGACGAUGUUGAGAAGGCUACCGAAGACUUUGACGAUCUGGACACCAUCAAGAAGGUUGUCGGAUGGUUGUCUUCCAACGAGGAAUAUAGGCCUCCUAGCGACAAGAAGUUCAACGCUGACACCAAGAAGGCAAUGAAGGUCAACAAGGCCUUCGGCGCCUACAAGGUCGAAUCCAAGGAGCUUUCUGCCGAAAAGAAAGCCAAGGAACUUGAAUCCUCUCUCAAGUGGCUGCAAGAUAGUACCACCAAGUAUACUGAGGAUGCUGCCGAAUUCGAGUACAACCAAGGAACUUUCAAGAAGGUCAAUGAUCUAUUUGGACAAUGGGCGCCAAAGGGAGUUCCAUCUCUUGACUGGGAAAGCUAUGAUAUCAGAGAAGACCCCAACGACUCGGAAUCGCGUGCCAACGACUUGAAGGGAUCUCUCGGUCUCGUCUUGAGUGGUGCAUUCGACACUAAUCAUCCCAACUACAACUGUGCCACGAUCAACCGAAUAAAAGAUCUCUUUGCUGGCUGGAAGUUGAAGGAAAACGAUGGAGUCGAGGGAUUGGACGAUGCUCUUAGCUGGUGGAAACUCAAUGCUACCAAGUACGACCCUCUCACCGCUUCUGCCGAUGAAAUCGACAUGUACUUCAAGUCCAAGAAGAUGCUCGCGAUGUUCGGGCUAAAGGAAGGUGACGAAUGGGACAAGCGCAAUCAAGAGAUUGAAGAAGCUAUGUCUUUGUGGGAAAAAUACAAGGGAAAACCUUUGGACGACCUUGAUGAGCCCACUGUUGCAAAGAUGAAGAAGGUCAAGGAUGCUCUUCUGCCAAUGAAGCGUGAUUCCCUUGGCAUGUGUGAUAUGAAGUACAUGGCCAAAGAAAUGGAUGAUGCCCUAGACUGGUACCUCGACAAGGGUUACAAGAUCGAGGAUUUGUCCAAGGUCAACAAGAAAUACAGGUCGAGCUUCAAGAAGGCACAAGCUCUCAUGGGUCUCUGGGGGAAGAAGGCCGAUCCUUCUCCCGAUCUGCUCAAGGAGAUCGCGGAGUCUCUCCUCUCCUUUCGCCGCAACAUGUACAAUCCCGAGAUUAUCGACAAGUUCGACGGAGAAGAAGGUGCCAAGUGCAAACGACUCCAAGAAGCUAUCAUUGAUUGGAGACUGAAGGGAGCCGAAUCCGAUACCAUCGCAUCUGAUGAAGGCGAGGCUCUUGCCCAUGGAAUCGAGAAUGCAAUGGAUUGGUGGGUUGCCAACGGGGAGAACUUUGACUUUGAAACUGCUGACAAGGGGCAAAUCUUCAUGGCUCAAAUGGCCAAGAGCACCUUGGAAAUGUGGAUCCCAUUGGGUCCCGAAGAUGCCUUCACCUACAAGAAGUCAAGAGAUGCAGUGGAUGAGAUCAAGGAAGUUCUCGCCCUCUACCACGAUACCGGCAAAAACUUUGAUGUUGCUAAUUUGAAGGUCAAGUCUGGAGAGAGAGCUUCUCUAUUGAAAUUGAAGCAUGCUAUGUUGCAAUGGCGCAGAGGAAAUGCUACCAACAUUUCCCAAGUAGAAUCCGAGCAAACUGUCAACGAGAUGAUCAGCGCCAUGAACUGGUGGAAGCACAAAGGCAAGGACUACGAUGUUGUAGCCGACCGUAUGGAGACUGUUCCAGUCAUGCUCCGCCACAAGGAAGCUACCAACGCUCUUGAAGAAUUCCACGGGGACUUUGGUGCUCCUGGCCAAACUCCAUUCAAGUGUCUUUCCCGCAAGGAACAAAAGAAGGUUGUCAAGGAACUUGACGGAUCUGUUUCUUGGUGGCAGCGAUCUGGAAAGAUGAUUGACACCACUCAAGCUGAAGAGGACUUCGAGAUGUUUGGAAAGGCUCAUCGCCUCAAGGCCAACAUGACUGAAGACGAACGCGAGAAGUUGUGUAAGGAGAUCAGUGCCGAUAUCAUCGCCCGAAAACAGAUAGCAGAAUCAUCUUCUUAUGCGGUGGAAACAAGGUAA
Molecule: messenger RNA, 2394 nt
Organism: Cylindrotheca closterium
Lineage: Eukaryota; Bacillariophyta; Bacillariophyceae; Bacillariales; Bacillariaceae
Source: the annotation of a GenBank genome assembly